Pogoniulus pusillus (Red-fronted tinkerbird) is the source of this 705-nucleotide messenger RNA. RefSeq names its product golgin subfamily A member 6-like protein 2. The transcript has 4 exons. The coding region runs from base 1 to 705 and encodes 234 amino acids. Lineage: Eukaryota; Metazoa; Chordata; Aves; Piciformes; Lybiidae. The record is from RefSeq and is a predicted model, not a curated record.
AUGGUGCAGAGCAGGAGGAGCCCAGCCCCAAGCUGGGCCCAUUGCGGGCCAAGGGAGCCUCUGCCUGGCGUCCAGGUUCUGCAGGGGGUGCGGAGACUGCCCCGGAGCAAGGGCUGGGAGCGGAGCCGGAGCCGGGAGCGGGAGCCGGAGCCGGGAGCGGGAGCCGCAGCGAGAGCCGGAGCCGGGAGCGGGAGCCGCAGCGAGAGCCGGAGCCGGGAGCGGGAGCCGCAGCGAGAGCCGGAGCCGGGAGCGGGAGCCGCAGCGAGAGCCGGAGCCGGGAGCGGGAGCCGGAGCCGGGAGCGGGAGCCGCAGCGAGAGCCGGAGCCGGGAGCGGGAGCCGCAGCGAGAGCCGGAGCCGGGAGCGGGAGCCGCAGCGAGAGCCGGAGCCGAGAGCGGGAGCCGCAGCCAUUGCCGGAGCCGGGAGCGGACCAGGAGCAGCAGCUGGCGGAGAGCGGCGGCAGGAGGGCAGGAGCCGCCCGGGGGCAGGCGGAGAGCGGCGGCAGGAGGGCAGGAGCCGCCCGGGGGCAGGCGGAGAGCGGCGGCAGGAGGGCAGGAGCCGCCCGGGGGCAGGCGGAGAGCGGCGGCAGGAGGGCAGGAGCCGCCCGGGGGCAGGCGGAGAGCGGCGGCAGGAGGGCAGGAGCCGCCCGGGGGCAGGCGGAGAGCGGCGGCAGGAGGGCAGGAGCCGCCCGGGGGCAGGAGAAAUAG